CAUGAAUUUAUUCAUCUACAACCGUUGCUGAAGUUCCUGAAACUACAACGAUGGCUCCACCUCGUAAAAGAGUAACGGGCGAUAAAAAUAAAAGUAAGUUAGAUGAACUUUGGGCUGUUUUUACGUGAUCGUGCAAUGAAGCUACGUACUGCAAGGUGAAAUGAUGCGUCUGAAGAUUUUGCCAAAUUUAACAUGUUUAAAGUGCUUCAGGUAGCUUUUUUUUUAUCAGAAUCAAUCGUUAAGCUUUCUUAAAAGGCACAUACUUCUCAAAUGUCUUGCUACAUGAGAUAUGGAGAAGAACACCGUGGAAACGAACCUGAUCAGUUGUCAAGAGCUGGGCGCUAAAUUUCUAGUACAGCUUUUGAAAUGUUUUACUUAUUUUUAAUACACACUGUUACAAAUUUUAAGGGAGCAGCUAAUGUUCUACGACCCGGUAACGUUUCAGUUAUUUAAGCCUUUGGCAAGCUACUUAGUGGCAAAUUAUGCAUUUGUUCGCCAUACGAGUAUAGAUUAAGAAAAAGCAAAUUACAUAGCUGAGAUGAAAUUUGUUGAGCAGUAGACGUUGUGAGAGUUAGAAACAGGUGAAUAAUAUUAAAAUAUUCAAACAUUAUCCAUUAUUUAUAAUUUUGCAGCUGAAAAAAUAUUCAUCCAUUUUGGGGUAAACAUAACUUUAUUAAAAUUUUUAUCCCAGAAGUUUAACAUUUAUUAAUAUAGUUUUUAUUAGGACUAAGUCUGGCCCAAAUUUGCCUUGAAUUAACUGUUACAGUUUAUCCAAAAUGUGAUAAUCUAUUUAAUACUGAAAACAAUGACACAAUUUCCUGUACUUAGAUGUUAUGGGUGCUUCUCAUUAAAUAAUAAUGCAAAAUAUCUGGAUUUUUUUUCGUGGAAAACAUAAGAGGAGUGCUUCAUGAGUUGGUGUGGAAGUAGUAGCCCUCUUUGACUAUAUUUUAUGUCCCAAUAAUGAUCAAGAUUAAUGUUAUCCUUGUAAUAUCUGUACAUAGCCAAGAAAAGAGGUUAUGAGAAUUACAAAAAUGAUCACCAAUGAGAAAAUUCCUUGAUCUUUUAUCAAAUUCUCUCAACUAAGUUCUUAAAGAAAUGUACUGAGAUCAUUCUGGAGAAUUUGUUUGUGGAUAUUGGGACUUAAAGGGUUAAGAUACCACAGUUCACUUGUCACUGAGAUAAUUCAGACUUGUCAAUUUAUUUUAUCACAAUAUGUGUCACUGCUUAGAUAAAUUCGGAUGGACGGAUUGUUUGCCUUCCCAAUUUAUUUUGUCCUAACACGGUUAUCUAGUUGUGCCUAACGGAUGAUCAAAAUGGAUUGACUGUAAAUGUCAACGGAUGAAAACGUUCAAGAGAGUUUGUUUUGACUGGAGCCGUUUAACGGUUGUCUAACGCUCUACAUUUAGGGAAACGUUUGUCUACGGUUUACAUCUAAGGACUUUUAACAAAGCGAACAGCUCAAAUGUUAUAAAACAAACAAAACCAUUACUAGUCUUACACUCGCAAUUUAAAAAAAAAGCGAGUCACAAAGUGCCGAUUUCAUCAGUCUUCGAUGAGACAAGCAUUAAAAAAAUUAUUUUCAUGGUGAGCAUUAAUCGAGAGCAAAACUCAGGGAUAUAAACUUUCACUUUCUCAUCGAGACGGAGAAACUCAGAAUUCGAGUCCUUUAUUAUCGUGUGAGAAGCAAACCUAACGUCGCUAAACCUGUGUGUAAACAAUUUUAAUCGCCAGUCGUGGUGAACAUUUUUUAUUGUUUUACUCAAAUGGAUUUGUCGCUUGUACUUAUUUUUACACCAUGACUCUGUCAAGAGUUUUUCUAAAGUAACUGUUUUACCUGGGCCAUUUUUGAACGGUCCGCACUUUGUGAAUUGAAACCAAAUAAUAUUAUUCUACUUCAGUUCGAACGACAAAGACCACUUAAUCAUUUUAAUGAUUGCAAAUAGCGAUUAAAGGGAACGAAAGAAGAUUAUUGAUCAUUUGGGAUCCCACCUCGCAGGUCGUAGCAAUAACAAAUUAGCAUUUUGACAACCAUUAAUUGUUGCGUGACGAAACACGAGCACAAAGUUCUUGACAUGACUUUGUGAGCAGUGUUUACUGCAGACCUUUAUUUAUGCAAUGGCCAUCAGCUUUCCCGUGUUUGUUUUAUCCGUUUAAAUUUAUAAGAUAUUUUUAAGUCAAAAUUAGUACAAAAUACAAGCUCUCGAAAUAACUGGACUUUGCCGAAUAAAUAAACAUAAACAUCGUUGUUAUGAAAGUAUAAUAAUUAUAGUAUGAAGGCCGUUGAGCGGAUGCUAGUUUAUUCUAACGGAAUAUAACGGAUGCAAGUUUUUGCAAACAGUUAUGCUGACCCGUCUAACGGUCUGAUGCUAACGACUAACGGAUACAUGUCUCUUGCUACUUGUUACGCUGUCCGUUCUAACGGCCUCAUGCUAACCUCUAACGGCUGGAGCUAAAACUAACGUUUUUAACGGAUGCCUAACGCUUUCGCUUGUCUAACGGAUAAGCGUUAAGGUACGUUUUCCCGUGCAUGGUCACAUAUUUGAAAUGGAUUGACUGAAAAUAAAACGUAAACAAGAGAUUUUAAUACCUACAGAAAAUUACUGAAGACCAAAGUAAAAAAACAAAAAGAUAACUGCAAAGCAAAAUUUAGUCUUCUUUACAGAUUUUACCCUUACAUAUUACUAAAUUACAUUUUAAAAGAAAAAUCAACGAUAAAAAAGUAACACGACGUUUUGACAACUCCAUGUCAUUAAUAUCAAAUGCAAAGAAAAUUAGCAUGAAUUGGUGAUAUUUAUACAGAAAAAGAAAGUGUCAGGAAUAUGUAAAGUUAAAGGGAGGCGUGAAAAUGGAGCAAACUAACGUUUUUAUCGUUGAUUUUUCUUUUAAAAUGUAUGUCGAAAUUGAUUGUUAUCAUAAAUUAUAUUAGAUAAUAUAAAUCUCUUGCUGUUGAACACCUGUAUUCACCACCAAAACCCUUGACAUCUCAGAUGCAUCAUUGAAAACAGCUAAUCUUAACAUCCUGCCCUCUUCAAAUAGGUAGACACCAAUAUCUCGCGUAAGUUUUCUUUUUCUUUUGUUUCAGCUUCAUUAGUGUACAUUACCAUACCCAAAGACAAAAGGAAAACAAAAAUUGCCUAAGAUAAUGUUAACUACAACAUAUACACAACAGUAGUAAAACACUUAAGAUGAGGAAAAAAUUAUUAUUAUCGUUAUAUUCAUUUAUUUCCAAUUCCUUGAUAAUGGCAUCACGAAGUCCCCAGAAUGUUGGAACAUUAUCUUGUUAGUUUUUUCAUGUUUAUGUUUUCCUUAAUCAUUAUUAAUAUUAAUUGUCAUUGUGGUUAUUAUUAUUAUUAUUAUUAUUAAUAAUUUAUUAUUGCUAUUAUUUUUAUAAAGAUUAUUUUAUCUCACUAAAUAAUGUUGUCUUUGUCAUUUUACAGAUACUGAUAGUGGUCAUGGUAGCGCAAGAACCAAGCAAAAGGAGUCUGAACCAAGGAGAUUUCCUUAUAUCAAGUGGCUAGUCAUUCUCUCUGUUAUUCUUCUGGCAUCUAGUGUUAUUUUUUACAUUGUUAGAGCAUUACAUCAGCAGGAUUUAAACUUAGAACAGAAAACAAAAACACAAACUGUUGAAACAGAGGUGGUUAAGCCCACAGAAAGGACAAAAAAGAAAGCUAAAAAAGAAAAAUCACAUGAUCCACUUGCAGCUAUAACUAACAGCUUUGAUAAAUCCAUUGCAAAGGAGUUGGACAAAGCACAAAGCAUUUUAGAUAAAGGUCAAAUAGGAGAUGCACUGAGAAAGUUCGAAGGCCUUGUAAAUAAGUACCCAAAGAGUCCAAGGGCAUUGUAUGGAAAGGCACAGUCCCUUGAUAAACUGGCAGACUUGAAGCAAAGUAAUGAAGUGUUACAGCAGAGUAUAGAAGCUUAUGGUAACGUGGUCACGUUGCCUGACUGUCCUCUCGAGUUGAAGCGAAGAGUGAUGAGGCGACAGGCCGACCGGCUCAGUUUCCUUGGACGGAUUGGACAAGCCGCUAACGUGCUGAAGAAACUAUUAAAUUUGUUCCCUGGAGACAUAAAGCUUAUGAAUGAACUAGGAGUGCAGUAUCUCCUGUCGGGAAGGAACAGGGAUGCAGAAAGCAUUUAUAAUCAGGUACAGUUAAAGCCAUCCAUACAACAACGUAGAGGCAGCUUGGCCGUGUGGUUGGAGCACUACACUUACAGUCCCAAGGCUCUAAGUUCAAGCCCCACCCUGACUGCUAGCUGGAUUUGUUCUUGGUAGUGAUAGUCUCAAGUUCAAGUCCUCGCAGUCAGACUUCUAAUAAACCAAAGUUCUGUUAACAAAUUCUCCAAACUGAUCUCUAUACAUUUCUGUAAAGAAUGAGUUAAGAGAAUUUGUUAAAAGAUCAAGGCAUUUUUACUGAGGUGAUCAUUUUAUUAAUUCUCAUAACUUAUCUGUUGACAAUGUAUGGAUAUUGUCAGGAGAAAAUUGAUCUUGGUCACUAUUGGGACUUAAAGGAUUAAGCCCGCUACUAGUUGGGAUUUCUUAACCUUGAUUUGUCCCAUUUGAAUUGUUUGAUUCAGUAUGUAUGAAAAGCCCUAUAAGGGGAGAGAAUACACUGGUUUAUACUACUACAUGAGAAAUUUCCGCAGUUUGAUUGGGUUAGAGCAGUGGUAUUUCAGCUUAAUUUGAAAUACUUACAUGUGAAAAUUACAAACCUUUUGCGGGUAGUAGUAUAAACAAAUAAUAGCAUGAUUUGUACGUGAUAUUUGGCAAAAAUACUACUCAUGAUAUUUCAAAAUUGUCUCAAAUUUCACUCGUCUAACGGCUCGUGAAAUUUCGUAUAACAAUUUUGAAAUAUCACUUGUGGUAUUUAUGCCAAAUCAUGCUAUUACCUGUACUAAUUAAUUUAAUAAUUUUUAUUUUAAUUUUACAAUGGCAGUAUUCAAGCACUUUUUUCUUGACUGUCUAAACAGAGGUCCAGUUAUUUCCUCACUCUACAGCCUUGCUAAAAUAUGACUUUCUUGUGUCAAAAAACACCUGUUGAUGUGAUGUCAGGGGUCCUGAUCUUAAGCAUUGAUGUGAUUAUUAUUUUGUUCAAUUAAAAAAAAAUACCAUAAACAUUCAAUUUUCUGUGACAUUUCUAAUCUAAGUAACGUAAUUAUAGUCUAUGUUCACGUACAUUUGUAAAAUGAUCCAAUCACAGUAUUCCUCUAUUAAGUACUACUAAUGAGUAGUAGUCCUUUAAUUGUUAACCUAGAUCUACAUGUGUUUUCUCCUCUCAGGUUAUAAACAUGGAUCCAACAAAUGGUUUUGCAAAGUCGCAUUUGGGUUUUAUUCUUAAAACAGACCACUUGCGUUAUGUUGAGGCAAUUCCUCUGUUACGUGAAGGAAUCUCAAGCGGCCAUGCCGGGGCUGAUGAUGGGAGAUUUUAUUUUCAUCUAGGAGACGCACUGACUCGGGUUGGAAAACCAGAUGAGGUAUUUCUCCAAUAAUUUUAUUUAUUCUUUUAUUUUUCUUGUUUAAUCUUAUGGUAUCAAACUGCUGUUUGUUAAGAUGCCCUAAACUUUAUGUUACAGGCUUACAAGGUGUAUGCUGAGGCUGCAGGUAAAGGCAUCUUUCUGUCUGCUCUACAACGCUCCCUCUACAAUGCUGAUACUCCGCUGAAAGCUCAACCUUUCUGGACGCCAAAAGAAACUGGAUAUUUAACGGCUAUACAGUAAGUCAGUCCUAUCAAGACACUGUGUAUGGAACUGUACCCACCCCCAUUAGCAAUAUUUCUGAGAGUUCAACUUAGUGUUUGUACAUAUUAUAAAUCAUAGUUAAAUCAGUUGCCAAUAAGAUGGGUGUGGGGAAAAUGCAUGUUGAAAUGAGGGGAGCUGCAUGGGAGCCCAGAACGUAACAAUGACAACCUGUGAGUGGCAACCACCAGGCCCGGGGGGGUACUGCCAUAAUAUGGGCUAAUAUGUGCCGCUGUGAAGGGUAUGGUUUUCAAGCAGUUUACUCUAGAAUAGGGUAUAUAAAUCAGAACAUUUCGGUCUAGGAUAGGGUAUCAUUUUUCAGGAAACUGAUCAGUUGGUUGAAGAUUUUAUCUAGACUAGGGAAACAGCUACUCUAGGAUAGGGGGGAUUUGGGGAGUUUACUCUAGUAUAGGGUAGCAAAAUUUAGCUGAACUAGCUCUGGUAUAGGUUAAGGGUUCCAGGGUCCCUGCGGCACAUCCCAACCCAGAAAUUCCCAAAGUACACCCCCUCCCUGGGCCACCAGGGAAUGUGACACUGAGAACCUUAGUGAAAAGUAUCACAGAUACUUACCAAGAAAACCAUCCAAGGGGAGGGGUGGCUAGUGAAAAAAAAAGGGCUAAAGCUACUGUAGGCGAAGGCAACGUGAUCAGCAAAGUAAUUGACCUCAGCAAAUUGAGCACUGUAAAAUUAAUAGAACCCUGCAAAUGCCUAAAGACCACCCCAUGCAUGAUUUUUGAUGGAGAACAGUAGCUGCAUUGUCUUGUGUUUAACCUAGCCUACAUUACAUUUAGCCACGUGCAAUUAAUAUUAUUGUUUUAAUUAUUCUUAACACCUGGUGUCGCUUCUGUCAGUCCAGUCUGGUAACAGUAAAUUUAUGAUGAUCUAUUUGGAAAAGCUGUGUUGUAUUCAAAAAGAUGCAAGUUGUGAGAAGUCACAUCUCACUCUGGCUGAUGAAAAACCUUUUGAAGAAGCUUUAUACUUUCUUCUUAACAACCAUAACUGACUUAAUAUAUUGUGCCGUUAGCCUGAGAAAACACCCAAUAUUUCAUGAUACCGCCUCUGGUUUCCCCUGAAAAUGAUGUCUGAGGAACGUCAGUGCAGAAAUUCCAUACCGAUGAUGUGUCGACACUACCCUGAUCUGGGCAUUAGUGACACAUCACCAGUUGAAAAUUUGCUUCAUCCAAUCAGGAUAGUGAUUUCUCAUCCAGGGAUGAGGAAUUUCUGUGCUUAUUCCUCAGACAUCAUUUUGCAGGGUAUCUGCUGGUGACAUCACAAAAUAUUGGCUUUUUUCUCAGGCUAUUGUGCCAAAAUUAAUGGUGGGGGUAUGAAGUUGCUUAAAUUCAUUUUGAGAAAUAAUGACUGUGGGCUUACUUGGCAAAAUGACCUGGUUACUUUUUGAAAACCUGGUGAAAAAAUUCUUCAUAUUGCAAUCUGGUUAAAGGAGUUAAUUAGUAUCAGCUGCCGGUCUCAAUUUAGACUUUUCAGGGCUUCUGAUUAUUCGCGCGGUCGCGGACCCGCGAAAUUCAGGUAUUUCCGCGAAAUUCCCAAAAAAACACGAAAUACCGCGAAAUCCGCCAGAAAUAUUUCCAAAUACGUGUCGGCAAAACACAUUUAAUACUUAUCUUGGCUAUUAGACCUGUACUAUUCACCUCAAACAUCCAAAUUUAUCUUGAAACUUCGUCACUGCAACGAGUAAACAACGUCUCAAAACUACCAGGCGUCUUAGAUGAACGUUGCGAAAAACUGGGCACUAACCAUAAUGUUAACAGCUUUAGCAUUCGCUCAUUUCUCGAGCGAACUGUUGUUGAAAGAGCAAGUGAUUAUCCCUGUUAAAAAAAACCUUAAACAAUGCUGGUCAUAUCGACGCAAAAUUGAUCGAUUUUAGCGAAAUUUGCCAAAAACAUCCAGCGUAAUCGGCUGUUUUUUACUGACUGUUUCUUGGCGAAGUUUCCCCCAAAAAUUUCCCGUGAAAUCGGCCGAUUUUUCUAAGAAUUCGCCCCAAAAAUCCUUCGAAAUUUGACUUUUUCCGCUAAAAUCCCGCGAAAUCGGCCGAUUUUUCUGCAAAUUUUGACUUUUCUCCCGCGAAAAUCACGUGAAAUGGGCCGAUUUUUGAGCGAAUUUUGACUUUUUUCCCGCGAAAUCGGCCGAUUUUUCCACGAAUUUGCCCCUGAAAAUCCCACGAAAUUUUGCUUUUUUUCCGCGAAAUAUCAGAAGCCCUGACUUUUACAAAAACAUUCAAUGUCACACAGUUUUACAAGUCUUUUCACUCACUUGGGUUGUUCUUAACUCUCGCCUUAGACAGUUAGAGUGACUUACAAAAUUUGACCCUGUUUUUAUUAUUAUUAUUAUUAUUACUGAUAAAAAGAGGUCAACUUCUUAAAAGUCUUGACUCAGUUGUGUUAAGAAAGAAAAGCUGAACUUGGAGCGAAACAAGGUAUUAUAGAAACCAGGAGCCUAUUACUCCUGUCGAAAUUGUUGUACUUGCGGCAAUGCUACUGAGCCAAAAUUUGAACCAUUCUCCCACCUAGGCGGAGACUGAUUGACUGAUUGUUGGAUUGAUAAUUUUAACCUGGGGUCAAUUUAAUAAAACUUUUACAAGCGUAAUUUUCAAGUGUAGCUAUUGUUUUCAGACUCUGUUUAAAACAGUGGCUACACUUGUAAAUUACACUUGUAAAAGUUUUAUUAAAUUGACCACUGCAUUAAACCACCUCGCGGUUUAAAACAACCUAACCUGGUUAAAAAUUCUAUUGUUCUUGCUUGAUUUGCAUAACCCAGUUAGAACGGAGUCAAGACUGUAGAAAACCUGGUCACACUCGCAUUUUUUAAAUGAAUUAACCUUAAUAAGUUAAUUGGAAAUAAUUCGGUUAAGUCCCCUAAUGUGGCCGCAGCCAAUAAGUUCCUGAUCGCAACUAGGGCUUUGUGGAUUGAGAAUUUGAGUCAAUAUAAGAUUCUGUAAAUAAGGGCCAACCUACCCCUUCCCGAAAUCCAACAUAUUGCCCUAACUAUGAUUCAAUUACAUGUAAGAAUAUAUUAAUGUUGGGUAAUGGUAGGAGAUUUUAAUAUGGUGAUUAACAUUUGUAUUAUGAUUUUGAUAAAUUUUAAAUUAAUCUAAUGGUGAAGUUCCAAGUUUCAAGUAUAUUAAUUUGUAAUAUUCACACCUCACUGAAGUUACAGUUAAUAAAAUACUUAUGCACCUAUCAAUGUCAUGCCUGUGGGGGGGGGGGACAGGGCAUGGGGUGGGGAUUUGAUUGUCUUGGUUGGCCCUGGGGUAGGGCAUUUGACUGAUCUUGUUCUCCCAGGGGAGGGGAUAUUUGAAUCUUUCGACAUAUUUGACAGCCGACUCAGACGAAAAAGACUGAGACCGAACAUACUGUAUGUUUCCCGCUUCCACGCUUCACGCAUGUGCCAUAUGGUCUCGAAAGAUUGGGACAUCUUUGAGGCCAAUUGGGAACUAGCGAAAGCUGAGUGGAUUUCACUGUUUUGUCUUCAAAUUUUGUUUGUUUUAGCGUGUUUCUGAUCAAUUGAACCUCUUAAGAUACUGUGGUAUAAAAGUAAACGGACGUAAAGAGAAACCAAUUCGAUUCUUGCAAGUACAAUAAUUGUAUGGCUCAUUCGCUACAAUCACUGUAUAAAGCUUGUAAAACUGACUUUCUUUGUACCUAAACUAAGAAUGGUAUAUUUAAAUGUGGACUUUCUCCUGAAAGGUUUCUGUAUUCUAUGCAGUGUAACACGAAUUAUGGUUUAAACGUAUAAUUGCAGCUGUAACAGGAACGUGUAUCUUUGGUGAUGCAGCAACGUUUAUAAAUAAAGAUUGGAGAGUUUUAUUUGGAGAUAUUUUCAUUGUGCCUUUCUUGGGUUCUGCUUUGGGAUAUUUGAUAGCAAUGUGCAGCCCGGGGUGGGGAAAUUUGGUUGCAUUUGACUGGAAUGAUUUGCCUAUGGGCAGGGAAUUUGACGGCAAAUUUUUGAAAAAUGUCAAAUCCCCACUCCAUGCCCUGCCUCCCUCCCCCCCUCCUGCCCCAACCGCUUUACAUUGAUAGGUGCAUUAAUAUAUUUGCAUUAAUUACUUUUUUAAUAAUUUCAUUGUUAAUUAAAUUAAGUAAUAAAUAAUUAUUAUUAUGAUGAUAACAAUGAAAUAUGAGUUAGUUAAAAUAUUAUUAUUAAUUUUAUGCUGUGGACAAAUUCAAUAUCACUGUUACAGUGCAUGUUUAUUGUUAUAAUAUAUUUUCAACUAUGGAAAUUUGAUAUCAUUCCUUAACUAAAUAUUGUAAGUUACUGUAUGGAAUGUUUAUUAUAUGACUUUGGUAAUUAUGAUGAUAGUUACUAUGAGUGUGAUUCAGAUGAUGAUGAUGAUGAUAAAAUUAAUAAGAUUAUAGUAUUAUCAAUAUUGGUAUUACAAUAAUAUUACAAACUGUAACAUAAUUUUCAUAAAAAUGAUACCAGGAAACUUGAAGCCAACUGGAAAGUAAUCAGAGAUGAAGGAUUGUCUGUACUUGAUAAGAAAACUGGAGGGUUUAUACCUGAGGAAGAGAAUCUACGCCAGCAGGGAGAUUGGAAACAAUUUACUAUGUACCAGCGUGGCAGGAAGAAUGCAGCAGCUUGCCAAAAGACCCCACAAACUUGUGCUAUCAUUGAUACUAUACACGAUGCUACCAGCUGUAAGAGAGGACAGGUAAACUCUCUCACAUUGUUUAACCCCAAAUAAAGUGAAUUGCAUUACCCUACUUCCUAUACUUUGAUAAAAAUCAGAUCAAUUUAGGUUUCUGGGAAACUGCCCACCUACUCCUCCCUUAAGCUAACAUUAACACUUACUUCUUACUUAGGGCAAAAUGAUAGCUUAGGGGAGGGUAGCCUUCCACGCAGGCAUUUUUAGGGGAGCUUGUAUUUCGUCCCUCCCCACAAACGCCUGCUCAACCGAGGACAACAUUCCUUUCCCACACUUAGCCAAUCACAUUGUACUUUCCAAAUUCUGGAAAGUUGACCUUGACCGCAGGGUAACCCGAUAAUUAUGCAAUCUGCAUGAAACUUUGAGAAACCUUCAUGACCUCUAAUAAAUGUUAGUCUCAGAGCAGCAAAAGUAAGAUUUACUCAGUUAGAGUUUAGAAUUUUCUGUGCACUGCAUAACCUUUGCGAAGGAAAAAAAAGAAGGAAAAAGGUACCUCUAGGAUCACGUUCUGGGUCAUGUUUUUUCACUAGGGUCACGCUUUUUCACUAUCACGAGUUUAUGAGUCAUGUUUAGCCUGUGAACACGUUAUUUAAAAGCCGUUGAUUGGUCACUUACCACGCAAAUGUAACAAUGGAAAAGGAAUGUUGUCCUCGGUUGAGCAGGCAUUUGUUGGGAGGGAAGAAAUACGAGCUCCCGUAAAAACACCUGCGUGGGAGGCUAAGGGGAUGGGUAGGUGGGCAGUUUCCCAGAAACCUAAAUUGAUCCUAAAAAUCACUAAAUUUUAAUGAGAGGGCACAUACCAAACUGAAACCACCUAGUAAGCUUGUUUGGAUUUGAAAAGAACCUGUCUGCCAAGUAGGAGGCUGCUGGUUCUAAACCUAGCCAGAGCAACACUCAAGGUCUUUAUUUAAAUAACUGAGCAGAAAAUGCUGCCUUUGUGAAGACAUCUGCAAACAGUUAGACUUUCUAGUCCUCUUGAAUAAGGACAAUAAACUGUGGGCCCUGUCUCACAACCCUUGCAUCUACAAAUUCUGUGGGAUGAUGAAGAACCCAUGCUCUGUCCAUAAAAGUAGGGGACAUAGUCCCUGGUGUGGUGGUCCAUGUCUCAUUGGGGAGAGACUGUUACAGGCCCACAGUACAUAGUUGGUGUCAAGUGUCGUUGAUUACUGCUUCAAAUUUCUGAUUUAAAGAAUGUUGGAAAUCAUGUCAGUUGCUAAUUUUAGAAAGGAGAAACACAGUGUUCUUAUGUCUGCAGCCUACUCCCUCAUUUUUUCAAUCAUUCUUUCCUAUAGAUCAAGUAUUCCGUGAUGCUUCCAGGAACUCAUGUUUGGCCACAUACUGGUCCCACAAACUGCCGCUUACGCCUUCAUCUUGGACUUGUGAUCCCCAAACAUGUAGCCAUCAGGGUCGGCAGAGAAACAAAGUAAGGCUUACAAACCCUAACUAUACCUAUAAACAUGUCAGUCACCAUGUUUAAAAAUGUAAUAUCUGGGUACCGUAAAUCCUCUAUUCAACACCUCGAGGAGGGGGGGGGCCAAAUAGAGACCGGGGGGCUUAUUUAAUUUAGCAAAGAAGAUGAUAUCAGUACUCCAUAAAGAACUAGAAUGAAAAGUGGAAAAGCUCAAGUACAAGAAGUUGGAAGUCACGCAGCUGAGGUUCGAAAACAAAUCAGAACUUCCAGCUGGUGAAUAAAGCAUCCUAGAUCAGUCCAAACAACGGUCUACAGUCGCAAUAGACUCCUGCGGGAGCCUCCUGACAGUUGUGAUUGAUUAAUACAGUCUAUCAUUUAUCAGCAAAUAUUAAUAAGGGGGAGGGGAGGGGAGGGAGGGGAGCUUAAUAGGGGAUUUAUUGUACAUAUGUAGUUAAUAAGUAAAGAUGAAAUGUUGAGAAUGUCAAAGGCUUAUGAGACAAAGAAGAUCUCCUGGAGGGGGGUACACCCCAAGGGGGUACUGCCAUAUUUGGGCUAUAUAGGUAUGUGCUGCUCUGAAGGGUAUGGUUUUCAAGCAGUUUACUUUAGGAUAGGAUAUAUAAAUCAGAGCGUUUGGGUCUAGAAUAGGGUAUCAUUUUUCAGGAAACUGAUCAGUUUGUUGAAGAUUAGUUUUUAUCUAGACUAGGGAAACAGCUACUCUAGUAUAGGGGGGAUUUGGGGAGUUUACUCUAGUAUAGGGUAGCAAAAUUCAGCUGAACUAGCUCUGGUAUAGGUUAAGGGUUCCAGGGUCCCAGCGACACAUCCCCACCCAGAAAUUCCUAAAGUCUAAAGUACCCCCCCCCAGGGGGUAUACUAUAGUGGGUUUGUUGGGUUUUCCACUACUGUGACCUGGGAACCCUUGGUCGACUGUACCAACACAUGUUCAAGUGUACUUUUUUACCCUAUUCUCUAUGGUUAGCUCCAAAAUAUUCUUGAAAUAAUCAAAUAAUACUUCAAAUAACAACAUCAUGUAAAUGGCCUUACUAGAAACUGCUCUAAAAAUUAACAGAUUAAUAAUUUUUUUUACACCCAUUUCAUCAACAGAACAUGGGAAGAAGGCAAGGCAAUAAUCAUUGAUGACUCAUUUGAUCAUGAAGUGUGGCACAAUGGAUCAAGCUUUAGACUUAUUUUAAUUGUGGACUUUUGGCAUCCAGACUUGACAGCCAGACAGAGGGCUUCAUUGUCACCAAUUUAACUACAGUUUUUAUUUAUUGAUAAGAAAAUUUAGGCAUGCUGUAGACGUCAAGUCAUUUUAUUUUCGGCUAUAUCACUGACCUAGUCAUUAUCUGAGUAGGAACUUCUCACGUGAAUGAAGAAGUGCGCCAGAUGGCAAAAUCCUGUUACUUCAACAGAGAAUUAACCUGCUUUCUGACUUUGUGCUGCACUCCACCAUCUGAAUGCCUGGAACAGGCUAAAAAAGCAUGAAUAAUGAAAUCAAUAUAAUUUGCAAUGGCCAGUAUUAAUAAUACUAUUCUUUGAAAAAAGUUUUUUUUUAAUAUUAAUAUUAUUGGCAUAAAGGUGGAAAGCCGGACCUACAACUGUAUCUUCCCUUGAUAUAUAAUAUAGAAUCUUUAGUUUACAAAACAGUGAAACUGGUAUAUGUAGUUGCAUAGAGUUAUGUUUAAGAUGUUACAUGGUAACAAUUUUAUCAAUGGAUCUUAGGCAUUUUAUCUACUUGGCUGUUGCUACAGUACGUUAUAAUCACAUUUUUUUGAAGUUAACUGUAGAUGCUCAAUCAUGCC
Molecule: messenger RNA, 13606 nt
Organism: Porites lobata
Lineage: Eukaryota; Metazoa; Cnidaria; Anthozoa; Scleractinia; Poritidae
Source: the annotation of a GenBank genome assembly